Messenger RNA from Manis javanica (Malayan pangolin), 3621 nucleotides. It is a transcript of the gene PABIR1, whose product is annotated as PP2A Aalpha (PPP2R1A) and B55A (PPP2R2A) interacting phosphatase regulator 1. The record is from RefSeq and is a predicted model, not a curated record. Gene Ontology annotation, molecular function: protein serine/threonine phosphatase inhibitor activity. Lineage: Eukaryota; Metazoa; Chordata; Mammalia; Pholidota; Manidae.
AAAGGGGUACGCAUGCGCAAAGAGACAACUCCGCUGACAGAUUGGCGGCGGCGGCGGCCCUGACCCUGGGCUGCAGGGAAUGGGAGUUCUCGGUCUCUGAGCACCGCCCCCGCCUCCCUGCCCCCGACAUGGCCCAGGAGAAGAUGGAGCUAGACUUGGAGCUGCCUCCGGGUACGGGUGGGAGCCCGGCGGAGGGCGGCGGCGGGGGCCUCAGGAGGUCUAACAGCGCCCCCCUGAUCCACGGCCUCAGUGACACUUCGCCGGUGUUCCAGGCCGAGGCGCCGAGCGCCAGGCGGAACAGCACAACGUUCCCGAACCGCCACGGCUUGCUGCUACCGGCCUCCCCCGUCCGCAUGCACAGUAGCCGAUUGCACCAGAUCAAACAGGAGGAGGGGAUGGACUUGAUCAACAGAGAGACGGUCCACGAGCGCGAGGUGCAGAACGCAAUGCAGAUAAGCCACUCCUGGGAAGAAAGUUUCAGCUUGAGUGACAACGAUGUGGAGAAAUCCGCCUCCCCGAAGCGCAUCGAUUUCAUUCCGGUGUCACCAGCACCAUCACCCACCCGGGGAAUUGGGAAGCAGUGUUUUUCGCCAUCCUUACAAAGUUUUGUGAGUAGCAAUGGAUUGCCUCCAAGCCCUAUUCCAAGCCCAACGACCCGAUUUACUACCCGGAGAAGCCAGAGUCCCAUCAAUUGCAUUAGACCAAGUGUUCUCGGACCACUGAAAAGAAAAUGUGAAAUGGAAACUGAGUAUCAGCCAAAGAGAUUUUUCCAGGGCAUCACCAACAUGCUUUCUUCUGAUGUUGCACAGCUGUCAGAUCCUGGUGUGUGUGUAUCUUCUGAUACCCUUGAUGGAAACAGCAGCAGUGCCGGAUCUUCCUGUAACUCACCAGCGAAAGUCAGUACUACCACCGACUCUCCUGUGUCGCCUGCCCAAGUGGCCUCUCCGUUUAUUCCAGUAGAUGAACUUUCAUCUAAGUGAUUUCACCCACCCAUCCUGAGACUCGGUAUUUUUUUUUUUUUUUUGCAAUGGAGAGAAAUCAGUUGGAACAGGCACUGAACUUUGUCGAUUAAUUUGAGGCUAUUUCCUAUAUGACCCUUUUCCUUUUUUGGAAUUUCCUGAAAUGUUUUGUUUUAGAGAACUUUUAUGUCAGGUUUGUGCGGAUGUCCUUGAAUUCAGUGUAGUAAUAUUUUCAGACGUUUUUCCAAUAAGUGUGUUGAAGCAUACAUCUUUAUGCUGCUAAUAUGUCUAAAUACAUAUGUUAACCCUUGAUUUUUUUAAAUAAUUGAGAGCUCUAUUUAUUUAUGGGAUUAUUAAGUUCUGAUGCAGAUACAAAUGUUGAAUUUAUCAGCAUAGUAAACUGGUGUUUUAAAAUUCCAUACUUCAUACCCACACUAAUUUUUAGUUAUUUUCAGUGAUUCCUAAUUUUAUUUGAUGAAGAACAAUGACUUGCCUAUUUACAGCUAUUUUUUAAAAUGUUAGUUAUAUCAAUCCAGUGGUUGUAUGUUUUACCCAGGAAUCCUUGGAUAUUUAAAUUUCUGGGUACAGAAGUGGAUGGGAGGGGGAAUGACAGAACAAAAUAUAAAUGUUUGCAACAAAUCUUUUAAAAUUAAAUAUAUAGAAGUAAACAUUUAAGAAAAACAUUUUUAAUGAAAUUGUAAUAGUUCUAAUAGUUGUACUUACACUCUAAUAAGUAUAUAGCUACUAUACAGAAAAUUUAAAAAAGAAAAAAUUUUUUAACCAGAAAGUGCAUUCUCUUGGGUAUAAUCCUAAAGUGAAAUGGGACAGUGCCUUGCAGUCUUAGCCCACUAUACAUAGGCUGAGGCCAGGUUCUUUGUACCACUGCAAACUUAAAAGUUUUUCAAAUGUAGAAAAUGUGUGGGAAGCCUUGUUGAACUUCGGCAGAACACCAGGCAGAUAAAACUCUCUCAGUCAUUGAUAUGCUUUAAAAUCCAUUCGUGCCUCAGUGAGAAUCCUUGCCAAUGAGGAGCCAGAGCAGCUUUUGGCUGCUUUUCUGCUGUGCUCAUCUGUCACCUUCCUGGUUUUCCCUGGCUCAGGAAGGAAGUAACUGUUUCCUUGCCAACAGGUCCUUCCUCUCCACCUCCCACCAAACUAGGGCAUCAUCAGUUAAACAAAGGUACAGUGUGACUUGGAUUUCUGACAGCAAGCAGCAACAGGACUGUGUAAUUAUUUCAGGAACCUCUGUGGUUAAAGCUAUAGCUGGAGUUGACUGCCUUGGGGAUGUCAACUAAUUAAGGGUCAAUGACUUGCAAGAGAAAAUCAGUGGAGAGUCACAUAGGUAAAUCAUUAUUUAACUUUGAUUUUGUUAAAGGUAGAAUUGUAAAAUGUUCUUUGCCUUUUACAACUAAGACAAAAUACGAAAAUAUUUAAUAACUGUUUUUUUAUAUUAUGCUUCCUUAUUAUGCCUCUUACAUCUUCCUUUACUAAGUAGAUUGAUAGCUAUGGAUAGACAGAAGAAUGGCAGACAAAAGGGGAAGGGGAAAAAUACAAAAGACUGAAAUCAAGACCAAGACAAAAGCUCCGGCCUACUUUUUUAAGUUUUUGCCUACAGAGACUUUAACCUUAUGUGGAAUUUUGAUAACUAUGAGAAUAAAUGGAACUGGUCAACUUUAACAGUUGCCUCAAGAAUUCAGUGAAAUUAUAUCAAGGGUAAAAUUGUGUCCAUAGGCUUAAAAUUCUCUAUUCUGAGCAAUAGUGUUCGUGUACUCCAGUUCUUUCCUUAUUCCUCAAAUUCAAACCUGUAUAUGCAACUUACUGCUUCCAGAGGUACUUCACCUCAGUAUCUCCAAAACAUAAUUAAUUAUCUUCUCAUCGAACCUGUUCCUGAAUUACCUAAAUUGAUGUCAUCACUAUCUAAUUUUCUCAACCAGAAACCAGGGGAAGCAUCUUUGAUUUUCCCCUUUCCCUAUCUGUCACAUCCAACUUAAUCACUAAGUCCUGUCUACUUCUGAAAAGAAUCUCAAAUCUGUGUCUCUGUUGACCCUGAGUUAUCCAGCCUAAGUGAUCUCCCAGUCUAUUUUCUUCCCCUCCUUUUGGCCCAGUCUUCAUAUUGCCUUUAAUGUGAUCUUUCUAAAAUGUAAACUUCAUUGUUUUCACCCUUCUGCGUAAGAACUUUAUGUGCUUUCCCCAUUUUUUUACAAUACAGGGAAUACUUUCUUUAGCUUAAUGUAUAAUAAAGUCCUUCAUGAACUGGCCAUACUCUAAAACUGUGUUAAUCCUCUGCUCAUUCUAUCUUAAUAGACAUUCUUCCUCCUCUGCAAAUGCUAGGCUACUUGAUACUCUUUAAAUAUGCCAUGUACUGUCUUGUGUUUGUAUGUUUGAGUAGAUUGUUCCUUCUUCCUAAAAUGCCAUUCCUAUCCUUUUCAUCCAAGCAAAUGCUUUUUUUAUUGCAUGUAAAUUUAACUAUGAAAUAAUGUAUACGUGCUGGUUAUAAAAAUAUUCAAAUAAUGCAGAUAUCUAUACAGUGAAAAGUGAAAGUCUGCCUUUUACUAUGUAAAAUUCAUUCUCAUGGGUAAUAUCUGUUACUAAUUUGGUAUAUAUUGUAACAAGAUGUUUUACUUUGCAUUCCCAUGUAUAUAUGUAUAUAAAUUCAGGAAACCAA